Molecule: messenger RNA, 836 nt
Organism: Daktulosphaira vitifoliae (grape phylloxera)
Lineage: Eukaryota; Metazoa; Arthropoda; Insecta; Hemiptera; Phylloxeridae
Gene: Coq7
Product: 5-demethoxyubiquinone hydroxylase, mitochondrial
Exons: 4
Coding region: 175-750 (191 amino acids)
Biological process (GO): determination of adult lifespan; regulation of gene expression; regulation of reactive oxygen species metabolic process
Cellular component (GO): nucleus; mitochondrial inner membrane
Molecular function (GO): 3-demethoxyubiquinol 3-hydroxylase activity
Source: RefSeq, a predicted model, not a curated record
AUUGUUAUUAUUAUCUAAGGAGCCACCGCGCAGGCUCCGUACGCGUCUGCGCACCAACCUGAUUCUGUCACUCGCGAGUUGCCCGGCCAAACGCCACUAUAUCAGACAACGGUCUGUCUAUUUUCGACGAAUUUCGUCCGUAAAAGUCAAAUUUUUAUAUUACAGAUAAUAAUCAUGAUUAAGCCACCAGUAAUCGCCAGCAGGAUGAUUUUUAGAAGAGGAUUACAUAGUGCCAACAAAAAAUUAGAUAGUAUAAUCAGGGUGAAUCAUGCUGGUGAACUUGGAGCUGACAGAAUAUAUGCAGGUCAAAUGGCAGUAUUAGGAAAUACUGAAUUAGGCCCUAAGAUCAAAGAAAUGUGGGAACAAGAAAAAGUACAUAGAAACAAGUUUGAAGAACUUAUACAAAAACACAGGGUACGGCCUUCUGCUUUGGUUCCAUUAUGGCAUUGUGCUGGAUACAUGCUAGGAGCAGGUACAGCACUUAUGGGUCCAAAAGCAGCUAUGGCGUGUACUGUGGCAGUAGAGACUGUGAUUGUAGAUCAUUACAAUGAACAACUUAGAGAAUUAAUGGCUGAUCCAUCAAUAGAUCCAGAACUUUUAGAAACUAUAAAAAAAUUUAGGGAUGAUGAACAAGAACAUCAUGACUGUGGUAUUGAUCAUGGUGCAGAACAAGCUCCUUUUUAUAAUAUGUUAACUGCAAUCAUAAAAACUGGUUGCAAAGCAGCUGUAGAAAUUGCUAAAAGAAUUUAAUGGAUUUGUGAACUAUUUUUAUAUUCAUUGUGUUUAUAUUAUAAAAGUUUUGUUUAUGUUAAAUAAAGUUGUUUUAGUAUAAAUAA